This is a messenger RNA of Amborella trichopoda, 1201 nucleotides long. Its product is annotated as tRNA (guanine-N-7) methyltransferase. Gene Ontology annotation, molecular function: tRNA (guanine(46)-N7)-methyltransferase activity. Gene Ontology annotation, cellular component: tRNA methyltransferase complex. Lineage: Eukaryota; Viridiplantae; Streptophyta; Magnoliopsida; Amborellales; Amborellaceae. The record is from RefSeq and is a predicted model, not a curated record. Gene Ontology annotation, biological process: tRNA methylation; RNA (guanine-N7)-methylation.
GUGUUCGUAAAUGGGUAAGAAAGAAGCCGUUGGCUGAAAAUGAAGAGCGGCACUGCCCUCUGUCACUUCGCUCCUAGGGGUUUUUCCUUGCCUUCUGCCACUCUCAUUAAUCCUACUAUUUUGAGAUACUUGCAUAAAAAACCUUCUUUUUUCAUAUUUAGUAUCAGAAAUUUAUCUCAUUCUGGUGUUCUUAGAAGCCCCGACCUUGUAGAAUUGGAGUAUGGGGACCUCAACCUCAAGAGCAUGGUUGGAGAGGUUGGUCAUGUUCGUAUUAGGCAGCAUGUGAACCCCCUUAGCUCAUUUUUCAGGAAAUCUGUGAAAAUACCCAGUUGGAAUGAGUUUUUCGAAGACCCAACAUUACCCCUCAUGGUGGACAUUGGUAGUGGUAGUGGCAGGUUUCUAAUUUGGCUCGCGAAAAGAUUCCCAAAUGCUAAAAAUCAUCUGGGGUUGGAAAUUAGAAAUAAGUUGGUUCAGCGAGCGCAGUUCUGGGUGAAAGAGUUGGCACUGAAAAACAUAUAUUUCAUGUUUGCAAAUGCCGCAGUUUCUUUUGAUCAGCUUGUGGCAGCUUAUCCAGGACCUCUGAUGUGUGUGUCUAUAUUAUGUCCAGAUCCUCACUUCAAGAAAAGGCAUCACAAAAGAAGAAUAGUACAGAAGGAGUUGGUUGAUUCCAUUUCGAAGCAUUUGAGCCCUGGUGGACAUGUGUUUUUGCAGUCUGAUGUGCUUGAAGUGGCCCUCGACAUGAGGCAACAAUUCGAUGCCCUCUCUGAUACCUUUGAUCAUAUGGAUGCCAUCGCUUCGGAUUCAAAUUGUGAUGAGCAAGGAUGGCUACUGGACAACCCCAUGGGUAUAAGAACAGAGAGAGAGAUCCAUGCUCUAUUUGAGAAAGGAAAAGUAUACAGAAGGAUGUAUCAGAAACGUGCCUGAUAAUUAUUUAUGUAUUUGUUAUAAUUACUUAUUUUGGAUGGUUAAGAUGGGUUUCUGACGGAGACAUAAGAAUUGUGGUGUUCUUGUGCUUGGAAAGGCGAGCAGAGCAGCCAAAUCUUAUGUAUUGAGAUAUCAAGGUUGAAGCUAAGGGUCUGUUUGGUAGCUCUGUUCCUAAUAACCGCCAUGGACUUCCGCCUUUUAUGGUCAUCUCUGAAAAUUGUUGUCGCUGAUCAUGCGAUAUAAACAUCUCUGAUAAAUUGAUAAUGUCCUUUUUUUU